This is a messenger RNA of Microthlaspi erraticum, 405 nucleotides long. The record is from the annotation of a GenBank genome assembly. Lineage: Eukaryota; Viridiplantae; Streptophyta; Magnoliopsida; Brassicales; Brassicaceae.
AUGGUGGAUUCAGGGAAAGAGAUCGAACCCAGAUGUUAUCACUGCGCAGGCCCUCUUACUAAAAAUCUGGAAACCAACGAAUGGACUGUGGCUCCGUUCAUCAGAGAUAGCUUCUCUAUGAUUGGAUCAGCUGUAGGUGGUACGGCAAGUGCUUUCAUUGGAUUUAACCAUGUUAUGCCGAUUGUGCGCAAGUGGAUAAAAGGACCCAUGUGGUUGCAUUUUCUUGUUGGUGCUCCACCUGUGAUAGUUGUUUCAUCAGCCUGCGCUGGACUUGCAGGUGGCGCUAUACCGGCGUUGGCACAGCUUGCGUCGUCGUCAUACAAUGCGGCUCUUCAUUCAUCUCAGCCACCACAAGGGAAAGAGAAGAACACCAUACAUAAGUCCUCUACCAUUUCUCCUUUGUAA